Molecule: messenger RNA, 2209 nt
Organism: Dunckerocampus dactyliophorus (ringed pipefish)
Lineage: Eukaryota; Metazoa; Chordata; Actinopteri; Syngnathiformes; Syngnathidae
Gene: def6c
Product: DEF6 guanine nucleotide exchange factor c
Exons: 12
Coding region: 181-2088 (635 amino acids)
Cellular component (GO): cytoplasm; nucleus
Source: RefSeq, a predicted model, not a curated record
GUUUGCUCUUUGCGCAGCAGCCCGCCCGCCUGAGCUCUGCCCCACAUUUGCUGCUGCGUCAGAGCUGGGCUAGACAUGUAACCUUGUGCGUGGGUGCGUGUAUGUGUAUGUGUGCGUGUUUGCGUGCGUGCGUGUGUAUGUGUGUGCGCGCACGCUUUAGGGGGGGCUCUCCCGAAAAACAUGGACUUCAAAUCCGAGCUGCUCAAGUCCAUCUGGUACGCCUUCACCUCAUUGGACGUGGAGAAGUGUGGAAAAGUGUCCAAAUCCCAGCUGAAGGUGCUUUCCCACAACCUGUACACAGUGUUGAACAUCCCCCACGACCCCGUGGCCCUGGAGGAGCACUUCCAGGACGACGACGAUGGGCCCGUGUCCAAUCACGGCUACAUGCCCUACCUCAAUAAGUACAUCCUGGAUAAGGUGAAAGAGGGGAUGUUCGACAAGGAGAAGUUUGACGACCUGUGCUGGAUGAUGACCAGGAAGAAGAACUACCAGGGGCCACCAGAGGGGGCGCUGCUCUCAGAGAGGAACCGCUUCAAGCUCUUUUGUUUGUUCAACCUUCUCUCCGAGGACCGCUACCCGCUGGUGAUGAUCCCGGACGAGGUGGAGUACCUGCUGAAGAAAAUAAGCACGGCCAUGAGCCAAGAGUGGGACGGGAAGCCGCUGGAGGACUUCACGUCCCAGAACGCCGCCGUGUACGAGGAGGGCUUGUCCGUGUGGAGCUUCCUGGGGCACAUGGACGCCGGACGGCUGCUGCGGGUCACCAGCGCCGAGGCCUUCAGUCUGGCCUUGGAUGAGGUCUUCCUGGAGAUGUACCACAACGUCCUGAAGAGGGGGUACAUGUGGAAAAAGGGACACGUGCGGCGGAACUGGACGGAGCGCUGGUUCGUGCUGAAGCCGUCGUCCAUGGCCUACUACGUCGGCGAGGACCUGAAGGACAAGAAGGGCGAGAUCCAGCUGGACAAGACCUGCGUCAUUGAGCCCAUUCCGGACAGGGAGGGAAAGCGUUGUUUGUUCUGUGUAAAAACUCACAACAAAACCUACGAGAUGAGCGCCUCGGACCAGAGGCAGAAGGUGGAGUGGACCCAAGCGGUCCAGACGGCCCUGCGCCUCCAGAGCGAGGGCAAGUCGUCGCUCCACCGGGAGCUCAAGGCCAAGAGGCGGGUCCAGCGGGAGCACAGCCAACGGGAGCGCAGCUGCAGCGCCCGGAGCAGCUGCAGCAGCCAAUCGGAGGACUCCAACAUGCAGGAGAUGGAGAGGAUGGAGCGGGAGAAGGACCGGCAGGAUCUGGAGAUCGAGAGCAUCAUACAGCACGCACGCGAACUGGAGGCCCGGCGGAGGGAGGCGGAGGAGAGGGAGAGGAGGAAGCAGAGGGAGGUGCAGAUGGAGUUGGAGAGACAACUCCAAGAGGCCCACAUGAUGAGAGAGAGCAUGAGGGCGGAGAUGCAGGAGCGAGCCAAGGAGGCCGAGCAGCAGCGACAAAGAAUCCAAGAGCUGGAAGUGACCCAGAGGAAACUGGAGGCCGCUCUCAACAUGGAGAUCCAGGCGCGACUGGAGGAGGAGCGGGCGCGGCAGGAGCUGGAGAGGCUGCUUCAAGCGGAGGAGGAGAAGAAGCAGCAGUUCCAGCUCCUCCAAGAGCAGCAGAAGGUCCUGCGGAGCCUCAGCCCCGUGGAGGACGGCCUCCCUGAUGACCACACGGACCACGACACCCCCUCCGCUCUUCACUCGGCCUCCCGGGAGCUCCAGGAUCUGCGGGCGUCCCGUCAGAGGAGCCACCAGCACUUGGAAGAAGUCCAAGAGAAGCUGAGGAACGCCAGCCAACACGUCCGCCACUGGAACGUCCAACUGAACCGUCUGAUGAAGCCCAUCAGCCCUGGAGAACGUUUGGAACAUCGGCUCUCCUCAAAACACACGUGCCCCAAAAAGGAAGGGGCGCUGGCCAGCAACGAGUUCAUCUCCAAGUUCAAGAUCAGAGCCGGUCAAAACAGACCGACACCCGAGUACAAUGAGACGCUGGAGGAACAAAUGGAUGCGGCCAACCUAUCAGAUGAUUCAGACGACGUGCCUGCAGAAUCCAACGGAUCAAUAUGAUUUCACAUCUGCAGACAUUGGCGUUGUGGGGUGUUUAUGGUGACUCAUGAUGGCAUUGCCAUGCAACACAUUUUGGCAAAUUAGAUUUAUUUCAGUUUUUUUGUAUAAUAAAAUUUAUGGU